AUGAUAACGGUGGUUAACUCGACGGCAUUGGCCUGUGCCGGAAAGCGGCCGAAUUUACUAACGACAGUGACGGCCGCUCGGUUGACGUGGAAGAGAACGUUGGUUACGUCGAUAUGUGUAUUUGUGAUUAUGGUGGUCUACGAACACUUGACGCGAACGGUUACGGGUUGGCUGGGGAGGAACGCACUUGCGGGGUGGUUGAUGGUGGUUUUGGGAGCGGUUUUGGAGGUGGAGUUGAUGGCGGUUUUGAGUUUUGCUAUGGUGGUUUCGGUGUUGGAAGAACGGUUUGGGUGGGAGGCUAUGAAGGUUGGGUGGGGAAUAAUGGAGGGAAGGCGGUUUUGUGGGUGGGUUUUGGCUGGUUUUCUGGUUUUGUUCUCUGGUGGUAUUGGAUGGGGCUUUAGGGUUUUGGUGGACGGUCAGGAUGACACGAUGGUGGUGAUGAUGGGUCUUGUGGAUAAAGUGGGUUUUAUUUGCUUGUUUGGGUUGAUUGUGCUUUGGAGCUAUGUGGUUUAUACGGUUUUCUACUGCGAAUGUAGGACAACACGGCAUGCUAAUAAAGCGGAUAGUGGUUCCUCUAGGGUUUAA
This is a messenger RNA of Telopea speciosissima, 585 nucleotides long. RefSeq lists its product as uncharacterized. Bases 1 to 585 code for a protein of 194 amino acids. NCBI's taxonomy places the organism in Eukaryota, Viridiplantae, Streptophyta, Magnoliopsida, Proteales, Proteaceae. The record is from RefSeq and is a predicted model, not a curated record. The transcript has a single exon.